UUUAUACAGCCCUAUAACAUCCCGAGAACCCAAAACCGAUCCCCGAUCACUCAAGGUUCGCUGCGGGUGCAUUUGUCAGUUCGCCGCCACCGCCACUGCAGAAGGAUCGACGACGUACUCCUCCUCCCAUUGAGCAUUGGCGAAGAAGACGGGACCAUUCGGGCUGUCCUUCGCGCGGUCCUCGGCGGCGCCCCUGCGUGACUCAGGACAAGCCCCAGCUGAAACAAUGCAAACGGCAGUACCUCUGAUUCAAUCCACUGUAUUCGAGUCUAAUAUCUAUGUGCUUUCGGAAAUCUAGAAAACUCCUGCAGACGUUCAAGCUAUGGAGCGCCGGGUCAUUUUGUGGCCUACUGUUCCCGGUCCUUGGCUGCGCCAUCCCACUGACUGGCAGCGAAGAUGGUCGUAACCGAGGGCGGGUCAGCCCGAGCAAUGGGACUUCUAGCGAAAGCGAAAAUGAUGGAGGCCUGGGGGUGGCGAGCAGCAAGGGCGCCGGUUGGAGCAAGACCGAGAACAUGGCUGCUACUGAUGUCGGCGACGAGCGAGCAGAAGAAAGCCAAGACGACGUACCCGUCCUCCCUGGCGAAGACCUGACCGUGGGUGCAGCUUGCGCACCGACGGGUCCUUGACGCUGGUCGACGGGAGCAGCGGCAACGAAACACGCAGAAACGCUCAGCAAGAGCAGUUGGAACUUGACGGUGAAGAACAUGUUGAGUGAGUGAGGCAGUUGGUGGAACUGGGGAGACUGGGGCGGAUUGCUGGGGAUUGUCAGUAAUCUUGCUGGACUUUUAUACCUUUUCA
Mycena citricolor is the source of this 798-nucleotide messenger RNA. NCBI's taxonomy places the organism in Eukaryota, Fungi, Basidiomycota, Agaricomycetes, Agaricales, Mycenaceae. The record is from the annotation of a GenBank genome assembly.